This is a messenger RNA of Diachasmimorpha longicaudata, 1113 nucleotides long. RefSeq lists its product as uncharacterized. The transcript is spliced from 4 exons. Gene Ontology annotation, cellular component: cytosol. NCBI's taxonomy places the organism in Eukaryota, Metazoa, Arthropoda, Insecta, Hymenoptera, Braconidae. Gene Ontology annotation, molecular function: ribonucleoside-diphosphate reductase activity, thioredoxin disulfide as acceptor. Bases 1 to 1113 code for a protein of 370 amino acids. The record is from RefSeq and is a predicted model, not a curated record. Gene Ontology annotation, biological process: deoxyribonucleotide biosynthetic process.
AUGAGCCCCUACAUUGCAUAUUACGCAAACCAAGCUGGUGGAGGAACAGUGGAUCGAUAUAGUGAUUUUGGAAGGGUAUUCGUUGGAAGUCCUUAUCAAAGAGGACAUGGAAUUGGUGCUUUCCUUGGGGGUCUUUUUCGACGCAUUCUGCCCUAUCUGGGAAGCGCAGCCAGAGCUGUCGGUAAAGAAGCUCUCAAUGCGGAAUAUAUUGAUUUGGCACAUACCAUGAUCAAAGUUCGCGCCAGAAUCCUGAAACCCGAUGGCUCUGCUGUACUCGAGGACUCUGUUGGUCCUGUGAAUAAUUUUUUACAUUCAAUGUUUAACCAAGUGGAUGUAUAUUUCAACCAAAAAGUUGUGACGCCUCCGAAUAAUCUGUACGCCUAUAGAGCAUACAUUGAAACAUUACUGCACUAUGGUACAGAUGCAAAGUCCUCACAUCUUGGAAUGUCGCUUUGGGCUACGGAUAGCUAUGGUGCAAUGGAUUCUACUGCUGUAGCGGCGGGUGAUGCGAGAAACAACAAUGGGCUAGUCUUACGUCAGGCCUUUACUAAAGGUGGAAAAGCAUUUGAUCUACUGGGACAUUUACAUUGUGACGUGUUCAAUCAAGAUAAGUUUUUGAUGAAUGGCGUAGAGCUACGCGUUCGUCUUAUCCGUGCAAAGGACGACUUUUGCCUUAUGGACGAUAGUGCCCUGAAUUAUAAGCUGCGUAUAGUAGAAGCCUCCUUGAUUGAUCGUCGUGUCAAACUUAGCCCUGGAAUUUUGAUAGCUCAUGCUAAAACGCUUGCAAAGAUAACUGCGAAAUAUCCUUUGACACGGCUGCCUAAAAGAAUCAUACUGGGAUUUGUUGAAAAUGCCAGUUUCAACGGCUCGAGGAAGAAGAAUCCCUUCAACUUUCAAAAUUUUGGAAUAAACUUUUUAUGUCUGAAUGUCGAUGGACGUCAAGUACCUACAAAACCUCUGCAGCCAAGUUUCACCUCUGGCGUCUGUCUAGAUGUGGAAGCAUUCAACACACUAUUUGCUGAGCAGAAUGUAAAUUGUUUGUUGUACGCCGAAUAUGACAAUUUGCUAGAAAUUGAUUGCACAAGACAGGUUAUUGUCGACUACAGUGGAUGA